AUGGGCGGGGUCAAACCUGGCAUGCAGUACUCCGCUGCUUACGUAGCGGCUCCUACAGGCACGCUCACCGCCAUCCGCAUCGGCGCCACGACCACGGUCGGUGACUGCGUCAAAGCCUUCCUCCUCCCCACACGACGAAACCUUGAGCUAUUCCAGCUUGAUGGUGGCCGCCUUCGCCAGCCCAAGGAAGAAUCGUACGAUGGAGGACUGCUGGCGAUUGUGGAUUCCGCAGUCGCAUUGCGCAUCCCGGAUGCGCUCUUCACGCUGUCAUUGCCAUCUCUGGUGGCUUCCUGGUGGGCCAUGCAAACAGCCACUCCGGCACCAUCGUCCCCAUGGCACGAGCUCGAUACGACCGCCGCCGACGGGAUUCCACAAGCAAGGAACCUACUCACCACCAUUUUUUGCCUUGUAAGACCACUGGAAAAAGUGCUCAGUGCCCGAACGGACAAGUGA
Messenger RNA from Saxophila tyrrhenica, 453 nucleotides. RefSeq lists its product as uncharacterized. The transcript has 2 exons. NCBI's taxonomy places the organism in Eukaryota, Fungi, Ascomycota, Dothideomycetes, Mycosphaerellales, Extremaceae. Bases 1 to 453 code for a protein of 150 amino acids. The record is from RefSeq and is a predicted model, not a curated record.